Messenger RNA from Salvelinus namaycush (lake trout), 507 nucleotides. Its product is annotated as transcription factor HES-5-like. The transcript has 2 exons. Gene Ontology annotation, cellular component: nucleus. The coding region runs from base 1 to 507 and encodes 168 amino acids. NCBI's taxonomy places the organism in Eukaryota, Metazoa, Chordata, Actinopteri, Salmoniformes, Salmonidae. The record is from RefSeq and is a predicted model, not a curated record. Gene Ontology annotation, molecular function: RNA polymerase II cis-regulatory region sequence-specific DNA binding; DNA-binding transcription factor activity, RNA polymerase II-specific; protein dimerization activity. Gene Ontology annotation, biological process: anterior/posterior pattern specification; regulation of neurogenesis; regulation of transcription by RNA polymerase II.
AUGGCUCCCUGCUUAACUAACUUCUCCUCUUUCCACCAUCUGAAGUUCGCAGAAAAAGACAUUAAGAUAAGGAAACCCAUCGUGGAGAAGAUGCGUCGAGAUCGCAUUAACGGCUGCAUAGAGCAGCUCAAGCUCAUCCUGGAGAAGGAGUUCCACAAAGAGGACCCCAAUACCAAGCUGGAGAAAGCCGACAUCCUGGAGAUGACCGUGAGAUUCCUGAGGCAGCAGCAGCAGCCGCAGCCGGCUCCAUCUCAGAGGGACUACAGCAAGGGUUACUCACAGUGCUGGAGGGAGUCUCUGCAGUUCCUGUCUGGAAGCCCCAAGAGAGACACCACCACCACCUCCGCUGGACCUCUUCAGGGGCUCCAACAGCAGCUCUCCUCCCAGGCCCAGAGAUCCUGCAGCAGCCCGAUGGGCCGCUCCACCUCCCCAGUUUCCUCCAUCUUCCGUCACACCGCGACGCUCCAGGACAAAGGAGUUAAAGAUCCAGUCUGGAGGCCCUGGUAG